Coniophora puteana RWD-64-598 SS2 is the source of this 2010-nucleotide messenger RNA. RefSeq names its product heat shock protein 70. Lineage: Eukaryota; Fungi; Basidiomycota; Agaricomycetes; Boletales; Coniophoraceae. Gene Ontology annotation, molecular function: ATP hydrolysis activity; heat shock protein binding; ATP-dependent protein folding chaperone. The transcript has 9 exons. Gene Ontology annotation, biological process: vesicle-mediated transport; protein refolding; cellular response to unfolded protein. Gene Ontology annotation, cellular component: plasma membrane; cytoplasm; cytosol. The record is from RefSeq and is a predicted model, not a curated record. The coding region runs from base 48 to 1886 and encodes 612 amino acids.
CACAUCCCUCCCUUCACUUUUAUCUCUCCCUCUCCCUCUCAUAAAAAAUGGAAGACGCUUUCGACGGCGCUAUUGGCAUCGAUCUCGGCACCACCUACUCUUGCGUUGGUGUCUGGCAAAACGAUCGUGUCGAGAUCAUUGCCAACGAUCAGGGUAACCGGACGACUCCCUCUUAUGUUGCCUUCUCGACUGAGGAGCGUCUCAUCGGCGAUGCCGCCAAAAACCAGGCCGCCAUGAACCCCCGCAACACCGUCUUCGAUGCUAAGCGUCUUAUCGGUCGCCGAUAUGACGAUCCCGAUGUGAAGAAGGACAUGACCCACUGGCCUUUCGAGGUUGUGGAAAAAGAGGGCUCUCCUCUGAUUAAGGUUAACUACCUUAACGAGGAGAAGACCUUCACCCCUCAGGAGAUCUCUGCUAUGGUUCUUACCAAGAUGAAGGAGAUCUCCGAGGCUAAGCUCGGCAAGACCGUCCAGAAGGCUGUCGUGACCGUCCCCGCCUACUUCAAUGAUUCGCAGCGUCUCGCCACCAAGGAUGCUGGUGCCAUUGCUGGCCUUGAUGUUCUCCGUAUCAUCAACGAGCCCACCGCUGCUGCUAUUGCUUACGGUCUCGACCGUCAGUCUAAAGAGGAGAAGAACGUCCUCAUUUUCGACCUUGGCGGUGGAACCUUCGAUGUCUCUCUCCUCAACAUCACUGGUGGUGUCUUUGCCGUCAAGGCAACCGCUGGUGACACUCACUUGGGUGGUGAGGACUUCGACAACACCCUGUUGGACCACUUCAAGAACGAGUUCACGCGCAAGACGAAGCUUGACAUAUCCGAGGAUGCUCGUGCCAUCCGCCGCCUGCGUAGUGCUUGCGAGCGUGCCAAGCGUACGCUUUCUAGCGUCACUCAGACCACUGUUGAGGUCGACUCGCUUUUCCAGGGUGAGGACUUCUCCGCCAACAUCACUCGCGCUCGUUUCGAGGAGAUCAACGCUCAGAUGUUCAAGUCGACGAUCGAUCCCGUCGAGAAAGUCCUCAAGGACGCCAAAAUUCCCCGCGAAAAGGUUGACGACAUUGUCCUUGUCGGCGGUUCCACCCGUAUCCCCAAAAUUCAAUCCCUCGUAUCUGAGUUCUUUGGUGGCCGUCAGUUGAACAAGUCUAUCAACCCCGACGAGGCUGUUGCCUACGGUGCUGCCGUUCAGGCUGCUGUGCUCACUGGCCAAACCUCGGAGAAGACCGCAGACCUUCUUCUCCUUGACGUUGCUCCCUUGUCUCUUGGUGUUGCCAUGCAGGGCGAUGUCUUCGGUGUUGUUGUUCCCCGUAACACCCCUAUCCCCACCAACAAGUCGAGAACAUUUACCACUGUUGAGGACAACCAGACCACUGUUACCUUCCCUGUUUACGAGGGUGAGCGGACGCAGUGCCGUGACAACCGACUCCUCGGCGAGUUCGAGCUCACUGGCAUUCCCCCUAUGCCUCGUGGCCAGGCAGAGCUGGUCACCACCUUCGAGGUUGAUGCUAACGGUCUCCUGAAGGUCUCUGCACAGGACCGUGCGUCCGGCCGUAAGGCGUCUAUCAGCAUUACCAACUCCGUUGGCCGUCUCUCGUCCGCUGAGAUCGAACAGAUGAUCAAGGAUGCUGAUCAGUUCAAGCAGGCGGACAAGGAGUUCUCUGCCCGCCACGAAGCCAAGUCUGACUUGGAGGCUUACAUCCACCAGGUCGAGGGUACCAUCACCUCUCCUGAGAUUGGCAUGAAGCUUAAGCGCGGAGCGAAGGGCCAGGUGGAGGCCGAGCUCGCCCGGGCAUUGGAGAAGCUUGAGAUCGAGGACUCGACUGCCGAUGAGCUCAGAAAAGCUCAGCUUCAAAUCAAGCGGGCGCUGACGAAGGCUACUGCUGGUCUUCGGUAAAUUAUCGCAACCUCCUGCGUGGCAUCGUAGAUUAUGUGGCUGUAUAUGUACCAUGUCGCAUCAUUUGUUGUUUCUUUAGCUUUCGUUUUUAUGAUAUGGUUUUCAUGACCACUCUCAAUUAUGC